Nothobranchius furzeri (turquoise killifish) is the source of this 1196-nucleotide messenger RNA. RefSeq lists its product as uncharacterized. The record is from RefSeq and is a predicted model, not a curated record. NCBI's taxonomy places the organism in Eukaryota, Metazoa, Chordata, Actinopteri, Cyprinodontiformes, Nothobranchiidae.
AGUUGCGCGCGCAGCCUGGCAACGAGAGUGAAGGCUUCCUCACUCACACUCGAUACUAAAACAGCGUUUUAAACCCUUUGUUUUGAAGUUCUGAGCACAUAAAAAUGUCGGGUUGUUGCGUGUACGGAUGCCAGAAUCGCUUCUCUUCAAGCAGUGGACUGAAACUUUCCAGAAUUCCGAAGGGAGCACAUCCAUUUCAACAAAAUCGGAAGCGUCUGUGGCUGCAGGCCGUCAAAAGGGUUGAUGAAAACUGGACUGAAAACACGAUCCGACAUGCUCGAGUUUGUAGCGCCCAUUUUAUAUCAGACACUAUUGUUAUUUCGGACAGCGAAUGGGAAGAAAUUCCUAUUGAGGAAUUAACGUGUAAAAUGCCGCCUCCACCUCCGCCGUCUCCUCAAGAUUGUAUGACCAUCAUCAACCGAGCUGUGAAUAAUCUCAGUAAGUGCAUUUUUUUAUACGCAACGUUCUUUUUUUUCAGCUGUGAAAUAUUUCAUUUCACAGAAAGGGAGAACGCUAGAACGGGACUUCAACCCUACCCCGGAAGUGACAACUUUUACGCAAACACACCUCCAAACAUCAAUCUGCGUGACACAACCGUCAGGCCACAAGCGAUCACAGAAGCUGAGAGAGCUGGUCGUUACAAGACCAUCACACCACAAGCGAUCGUAGAAGCUGAGCAUACGCCGAAAACCUACGCCGCAUCAAACCCUCCCCCCGCACCACGCGGCCCCGCUACCUCACAGACGACUGAACAACCGACCACCGACGCAGAAAGCACAAACCGUGCGGCUGCGCAACCAGCGGAACAACCGACCACCAACGAAGAGAGCGCUCCACCUCCUCACCCUGCACCCGUACAGAAAAAACGAAAGAAGAGGAACAGACGCAUUACGCCGAUUCAAAGAUUAAACUGGAUGAAAAUGGCCUACCUGCUCCUUCAAAUCAACUCCGGUUUGGUUGAAAUUGUCCAAGAAGUGCUUUCUUUCUACGUAAAGACAUUCGUGUUGCCGUUGACUGGGGUGAUCGAUCUUGCAUCCGUGGCAGAUGGUAGUCAGGCAGAUGACGAGGCUCCUCAUCGGUGCUCUGGAUAUUGAGGGGUUGCACACCCUCCUCAUGACCAGGUGGAGGCUCAGGGUUUGAUGUCACCGAAGGUGGAUCAGUACUCGCAGAAGUCUCGUCGACCCAGGGCCUGAAUG